AUGCUAACCAGGCGAAGCACAUUACGUGCAUAUGAUACGCAAAAAAGAAGUUAAGUACUUUGCAUACAAGCUAAUAAAAAUUGAAAAUGCCUUAUAAAAGCAGCUAAGCGAAUUAUUUAACUGCAUACCCGUUUGCUUGUUUCAUUUUAAAGAUUUACGUGAUUAUUUUAUGGGACAAGGCAGCGUCGCGCAAGUACAUGACUGGCCAUAAACGGAAGAGGAAAGAAAAGGGGAACCGCGCAGAAAGUCCAAGCGAGAGGGGGGACACACAGGCAACUUUAACUAGACCAUGCAAGUCGCAAAGAUGAAAAAAAAGGAAACACAAAAUGUGACAAACGAAACUGAUAUAUUAUUCCUCCCAAAAGUAAAAAGCAAAGAGCUGAAGUUACACCUCGUUUACCUCUCCCUAAUAUUCGUAUCUUUCGUCGUGGUGAUUACGAUAUAUGUUUGUCUCAUUCCGGGCCUAAACAUAGAAAGCAAGCAGAAGCUAAAAACGCUGAUUCCAAAAAAUUUUAAUGAUAUCGUAACAUUGAACAGCAAAGGGAAAAUUAAAAUUCUGUAUGACUCUUUAAUUUCCUACAAAAAUGAACAUGGCUUUAUAUUGCUCAUAUUGCUCUCAUUAAUAUAUAUUUUUUACCAAGCCUUCCCCUUAUUUUUAUGGUGGAUGACAGGGACGGGGAGUAUCAUAACUAUACUAAUUGGUGCGUUUUACAAUUAUGCUUUUUCCAUAUUUUAUUGUUCCCUACUUUCGACAAUUUCCCCCCUAGUGACUUACUUUAUUUUUAAGAAUUAUGGGCGUACAGUAAUAGAAUAUUUUUUUAAGAAGCCACUUACUAAGUUUGAUGAGCAGAUAAAGAAGAGAGUUAAGAGUAGACUUGAUUUGUUUUUUUACAUUGCCCUUUUAAGGUUAACUCCUGUGUUUCCCAAUGCGUUGAUAAACAUUUCGGUAGCGUCCCUCGCCCUUCCCGCGAUCCCCUUUUCGCUGGCCACGUACAUAGGGCUCAUGCCCAACACGAUCAUCCUGGUUUCCGUGGGCCAGACCAUCAGCAUGCUGUCCUCCGUUGAUAUGAAGCAGAAGUUUUACAUCCCCAUAACGUUUAUCGCCCUGCUGCUGCUUUUCCAGACGAUCAUAAAGUACAAGUACAGGGAGAUUGGGUUAUAG
Molecule: messenger RNA, 1162 nt
Organism: Plasmodium vivax (malaria parasite P. vivax)
Lineage: Eukaryota; Apicomplexa; Aconoidasida; Haemosporida; Plasmodiidae
Exons: 4
Coding region: 290-1162 (290 amino acids)
Source: RefSeq, a predicted model, not a curated record